UUAGGGUUUGACUUUGUUGUUUUCAUGUUUUUCCCUUGAAAAUGGCCACGAAGCUAAAUGUAAAUAUUCGGACCCUGCUGACCAACUGCGAGGACCUGGCCAAAAAUGAGGAGAACUUCUGGCGGCUGCAGAAGUUCAUCAAGUCGCUGGACACGAUGCUCGCAGAACUGGAGGCAAUGGACGAUCCGCAGAGUGCCACCCGGAUUCCCGGCUAUACGGAGCGUCUGAAGGCCCUAAAAAUAUCUACGGGAUUCGCGGAAACCGCCAGUUCCACAACAAAUUCUCCCUCGCAAUCUUCAACCGUCAGCGAAGCUGGGGAAAAUGCACUGAAAGAAAUGAGACAGCUGCAGAACACCAAACAUCACAACGAACUGCGGAAAGAACUUUUGCAGGAUGGCGAUGCCCUGCGAAGACGUCGAGGUGUGGAGGACUCCCCAUCUAGUCCCGGUGGAGCUAGCGUACAGGGAACAUCUGGCGAAAAUAUGAAUGAGGCUGCCAAGUAUUAUACGAAUGCUCAGGAAAAGAUCACAGAGCACAUGCUGUCGCUGACAAGGAAUCUGAAGGAGCAGACAGAGACUGCUAACAAGAUUAUCCGCAGGGAUACGGAGAUUGUGUCCCGCUCUGCCGGAAUGGCGGAUCGCAAUAUUAAUUCCCUAGGAAAAGAGGCUGAGAAACUGGAGCAGCAUUCGAAAAAAGCCUACAAGUGCUGGCUCUGGCUGAUGAUUGUCUUUGUUAUUGUCACUUUUAUAGGUAUGGUGUUGUUCAUGAAGAUAAUGAAGAAGAAGAAGACGUAAUGGCUGUCUCCAAACAAAUCAAACUAAAGAUUGUACUCUAAGCAAGCUUAAAGCGAUCGUUCCGCUCCCGAGUUCAAGAGGUUAUCCCCAGAACCCCCAAGACCCUGUAAACAGACCCACAUUAAACGAUCGAAAGCCGCCCAGCGAUUUAUUUAUGAA
Drosophila ficusphila is the source of this 953-nucleotide messenger RNA. It is a transcript of the gene Use1, whose product is annotated as vesicle transport protein USE1. Gene Ontology annotation, biological process: retrograde vesicle-mediated transport, Golgi to endoplasmic reticulum. Gene Ontology annotation, cellular component: endoplasmic reticulum; SNARE complex. Gene Ontology annotation, molecular function: SNAP receptor activity. The record is from RefSeq and is a predicted model, not a curated record. Lineage: Eukaryota; Metazoa; Arthropoda; Insecta; Diptera; Drosophilidae.